Messenger RNA from Rotaria socialis, 1515 nucleotides. The record is from the annotation of a GenBank genome assembly. NCBI's taxonomy places the organism in Eukaryota, Metazoa, Rotifera, Eurotatoria, Philodinida, Philodinidae.
AUGGCAUCGAGCACCUUUGUUGAAAAUCCACAAGAACACCAACAGAAUGUUGAAUCAGCAACCAAUGAAGAAGAUUUUGCUAAAGAUAAUUAUGCAAUUAUGCCAUUAAUUCAAUCAAAAGAGAAAGUCGAUCGUCAAUUAAUAUCUGUACGCGAUAUCGAUGAAAAAAUGGCAAAGAAAACAAUUUGGGUUCGAGGUCGUCUUCAUACAAGUCGUGGUACAGGCAAACAAUGUUUUCUUAUUAUUCGUCAUCAAUCAGCAACGAUGCAGGCAGUUGUUUGUGUUAAUGAAUAUGUUAGUAAAUCAAUGGUUAAAUUUGCUACUACCAUUUCGAAAGAAAGUGUUAUUGAUAUUGAAGGUGAAAUUUCAUUAGCACCGACAUCUAUUGAAUCAUGUUCACAAAAGAAUGUUGAAAUACAAGUUAAAAAGUUGUUCGUCGUGAGCGCUGCUGAACCUCGUUUACCAUUAUUAAUCGAAGAUGCUAUGCGAGCAGACGAGGCAAUAGGUGAAGGUAUUCAAGCACCGCACGUUCUUCAAGAUACACGGCUGGAUAAUCGUGUCAUUGAUUUACGUACACCCGCUAAUCAAGCUAUCUAUCGUGUUGAGGCAGGUGUUUGCAAAUUAUUUCGGGAUACUCUUGAUGCAAAAGGUUUUGUUGAAAUUCAUACGCCAAAAAUUAUUUCGGCUGCAUCUGAAGGCGGGGCUAAUGUAUUUCAAGUGUCUUAUUUUAAAUCCGAUGCGUAUUUAGCACAAUCGCCACAGUUUUAUAAACAAAUGGCUAUUGCUGCUGAUUUUGGAAAAGUUUACACAAUUGGAGCAGUCUUUCGAGCUGAAAAUGCAAAUACGCAUCGUCAUUUAACGGAAUUUGUUGGUCUUGAUCUUGAAAUGGCAUUUAACUAUCAUUAUCACGAAGUUGUCGAUACGAUUGGAGAUUUAUUUACGCAAAUUUUUAAAGGUCUUGCUUCACGAUUCGCGACCGAAAUAUCUGUUAUUAACAAACAAUAUCCUUGCGAACCAUUUGAAUUUGUUGAACCAGCACUACGUCUCGAAUAUAAGUACGGUUUAACACUACUUGCUGAAGCCGGUAUUCAAAUGGGUUCUGAAGAUGAUCUAUCAACAGAAAAUGAACGUAUUCUUGGUCGCAUCGUCAAAGAAAAAUAUCAUACAGAUUUUUAUAUCCUCGAUAAGUAUCCAUUGGCUGUACGACCAUUUUACACAAUGCCUGAUCCAGAUAAUCCGAAAUAUUCAAAUAGUUACGAUAUGUUCAUGCGUGGUGAAGAAAUUCUUUCUGGUGCUCAACGUGUUCACGAUGCGCAAUUAUUACUUGAACGUGUAAAACACAAUAAAAUAAAUGUUAAUCAAAUAAAAUCUUAUAUUGAUGCAUUUCGUUAUGGUUGUCCACCACAUGGAGGCGGGGGUAUUGGAUUAGAACGUGUUGUCAUGCUUUACUUAGGCUUGGGCAACGUAAGGAAAACAUCAAUGUUUCCUCGUGAUCCAAAACGCAUUACGCCUUGA